Thermothielavioides terrestris NRRL 8126 is the source of this 1395-nucleotide messenger RNA. RefSeq lists its product as uncharacterized. The transcript is spliced from 4 exons. Lineage: Eukaryota; Fungi; Ascomycota; Sordariomycetes; Sordariales; Chaetomiaceae. Gene Ontology annotation, biological process: nuclear membrane fusion involved in karyogamy; karyogamy involved in conjugation with cellular fusion. The record is from RefSeq and is a predicted model, not a curated record. Gene Ontology annotation, cellular component: endoplasmic reticulum membrane. Bases 1 to 1395 code for a protein of 464 amino acids.
AUGCAGAUUUACUUGCUUCUGCUGGCCCUCUGGGUGCCGCUCAUCAACUCGUUCACUUGGCCGAGCGGGCGUCGAGCCCCAAACUCUAGGCUGCCCAACAUCUACGCCGUCGCGCUCAGCGAGCUCCAGGAACUUGAGUCGGAGCCCCUCUGCCAUCGCGUGGCCGCUCGGCUCCUGGUCAACAACUGCCAGCUGGUGGACGGCAAGGACGAAGCAACCAUCCUCACCGACAGCGGCCGGCAGGUGCGCGACUUUGUCGACUCGUACGCCGCCAGCCUGGCCAUCUGCGAUCUGGAGCGCGGCCGGUUUGCGAUUCCCCGUGAGUGUGCGAAGUUCAGGGAGCCGUCGCUCAGCCAGAUCGCCAUCCGGAGCGAAGCGCAGCUUCAUGUGAGCCCCGCUGAGAUCGGCCUGUGUCUCUCGGCGUUGGCGGCGUCGGAUGCGGCGUGGAGCACCUGGGUCAGCUAUCGUCAUAAGGCACUGCGCUUUUGCGAGGCCGCGAGGGCCGACAAUGAGAAAGCCCAGAACAUUCUGCUGUACCAGCGCCUUACGCGAGUCCUCGCCCGUCUCACCGAUGGUGUUGAAGCCGAGCUCCAGAAGCGGAUGGAUGACCUCGACCAGCGCGCCCGUCAGUCCAUGGAGAAGCUCGAGCAGCUCACGCCCCAGAUCGGGCGGCUGAGCGAAGGCCUGGCCAGGGUGCAAAACUACCUCUCGGAAGACCUGGAUCUGGCGUUGAGGAAGUCCUCCGAAUCCGUCCGCGACGGACUCCAGCACGCCGAAAACCUGCAGCAGCUGCUGGGCGUCUUGGUCGCCAAUGUCCUCGAGAGCAACUCUCAGCUCGCCUUCGCACACGAGAAGUCAAUACAGCAGGCGACUCAGAGGGUCAACGAUGAUGUGGAAGCUUUGACGUCGGUCAUCUACACGGCCGUCAUCUCGUCUAGUUCUCUCCAGCAGCACAUUGAAUUCUCCAACCAACAGGCCGCCGCGCUCGCCCAACGCCAGGACAACCUCGAGCACGGCAUGAACCGGUUGGUCGCCGCAACGGAGACGCUGGCAUCAAAGCUCGAAGACCAUUCCACCAUGCUUAAGCAAGCCAACAACAUCACCAACGACAUUCUCGAUUCCCUGGAGGAGACGGCCGCCGCGGCGUCCUCGAUGAACAAGUCCUUUUUCUCGAGCGUGACGACGCGGAGCUGGUGGCCGUUCGUGGUCUUCCCCACCGCGUGCCUGGUCAUGGGUUCGUACGGGCUCCGGCCUUCGAUCCUUCGGAACCUGGGGCUCCUGGCCCUCGGCGAGGCCAUCGGCUUUGUCGUUUCGCGGUAUGACGAGCUCACGGCCAAGGUGUGGGCUUGGGGGGUUCUCGAAGCCACAGCCAAUUCGACGGCUCCGGCGCUUUGA